ACAGUGCCGGACACAAUCCUAGAGCCCCAGCUGUGGCAGCUAUGGUGAUGGCUCCCACCCUCGGAAGUCGCGCAGGGAGACCUUUGCAGGAGCUUUUGCCUGACUUGGCUGCGUCCCUGAGUGUGUUGUAUCCGUUGUAUCCCGGACAGGGACAGAGCAAAGAGCAAAGGAAGCGACCCAUGGACCCGAGGGAGAAGGCAGCAAAACAGGCAGAGGCAGUUCAGGAACAGUUGAGAUUGCAGUUUGAGCAGAUUUCUGGACCAAGUGGAUCCAAAAGAAGUGUCCAGAAGCUUGCGAAGGAAAAAACUCAAGCACAUCCUAAGAAGGGAGCAAAGAAGGAAGGCCGCACCGAGGGAGAAGAACCUGUGACGGUUGUGACGGCAAAGUGCAAAGAGCCUGAGAUCCCGGAGCCGAAGCCGAAGGAGCCGAAGGAGCCGAAGGAGUCGAAGGAGAAGGCAUCUCAAGCCAAAAGAAAGGUCGAUGUGAAGAAGCCGAGCAUGGAGGGCAUGCAAGGCAUCCAGAGUAUCUGCUCGCAGUCACCUUCCGGGAAGUCCCUGAAACGCCUGUCGAACACCCAGAGUGAGAAGAAGUCGCAGAAGGCACAGAAGGAUCAGAAGGAUCAGAAGGAUCUGGCUAAGCUGCCCCAAUCCAGGGAGGCAAAGACCAAGCUGAAAGUGCAGGAGUCGCAGAAGGCACAGAAGGCCAAGAAACUGAAGACUGGCGAGGAGCUCAAGGAGAUCGACAGCAAGGAGAUUGGUUUUCGAUCAGCUCCUUCUGAGAAGUCCUCUGAGGUCCUGCGCGGUGCAAGACCCAUCCAGUCCAUUCGAAGCAUGGAGAUGAAUGUGGUACAGCCGGCAUCCAAAUUCCCUAUGGCCUCAGAGCUCACGAUCUUCAUGCAGAACUUGGCUGUCCGGAAGAACCUGCGCGCCUGAGCUGGUGGCGUCGUGGCGUCGUCCAUGUAGAGACGGCACCGAUGGGGGGCCGAGGCCACGAGAUUCCACACUGCAUAGCAGUGCACUCAGCAUCCAUCAGCAUCCAGUAUAUUCCAGUACCAGAGAGGUUUGCCC
Molecule: messenger RNA, 1067 nt
Organism: Cladocopium goreaui
Lineage: Eukaryota; Dinophyceae; Suessiales; Symbiodiniaceae
Source: the annotation of a GenBank genome assembly